This is a messenger RNA of Acanthopagrus latus (yellowfin seabream), 1337 nucleotides long. Its product is annotated as receptor-transporting protein 3-like. Gene Ontology annotation, biological process: protein targeting to membrane; protein insertion into membrane. The transcript has 2 exons. Gene Ontology annotation, molecular function: olfactory receptor binding. The coding region runs from base 124 to 627 and encodes 167 amino acids. Lineage: Eukaryota; Metazoa; Chordata; Actinopteri; Spariformes; Sparidae. The record is from RefSeq and is a predicted model, not a curated record.
UUUCUCCAAAGUCACCAUUGGCCUCCAUGCGCUCUCAAGCUGUUUACAACUGAUAUCAGAUCAGCUGUCAUUUCUUCAGCUGAUCUCUCCUCUGCAGCCACCAGCACCACUGACACUGACAGGAUGGCACAAGCAGACUGGACAACUAUCUUCGAGGAUAAAGUGGCACUUUUUAAAAGAGGACACUCCUGGCGUCUGGAGUUCGAUGGCAAUCUUGUGCCCAAGUCCCCAAAGCGGGGCUGGAAGGAGUACAUCAGGAACACAUGUGCAUGGUUCAGGUGCAGAAAGUGUGGGAGAAGCUGGCCUUCCAACCGGGUGAUGGUGGUCUUCCACAUGUGCCUUAUAGGGAGAGAGGGCGUGGUCAAGGUGAGACGCUUCCGUCAGAACUGCAAGAAGUGCCCCUCAGCACCAAUGGAGAAGCCCAAAAUCCUUCCCGAGAACAUCGACAUCCUGAUGGACAACCUGGUGAAGAAGAUAAGAAUAAAAUGCUACGGUGAAAGACUGGACGGAGGGUUCAGGCCUCCUCAAAACCUGGAGGUCAGAAGUCCACAUGAGCCGGCCCAUUGUGAGGCCUGCCAGCUCGGCAUCUGUGAAAGAAAUACAGCUACAAACAAUCCUUCAACUUAAAGAUUUUUCUUUCAAAAAACAACAUGCUUCUGUUGGCUUCCUCUUGUGUAUAUUGUUAUAAAGUUCACUUGAGCAUUCAAAUUUGUUUUAUUUGAGUUUGGACUUGAAGUUGUGUAGAGGCACACCAUCAGGAGAGGUGAACCAGGCUAUGAUUUUGGGCUCCCUAAAGAAAUUUUGGAAAAGGGGCCACUCAUUUUGUCACAUUUAGUAAUGACAGCUGUAAACCCUCUUAAAACUCCCAAAAAGGUGCCAUUCAACACUUUAUGUCUUGAUGAUCACUGGCCUCAUAAUAAAUGAGCAUUUUGUUAUUAUCAACAUUUUGAAGGACUCAUUUCUAAUAACUCAUCAAUAACCUACACUUUGGGAUGUGGCGGACCCGUCCUACCAUCCCCAAGCGUUGGGAAUGAGACUUGAAAGACUAUUUUUGUACAAAUGGGACUUUCAGUUGUGCUGGUUUUUAGCUUUAUAUAUGAAAAUUCUACUAAUGUGAGCAUGGAAAAAACAAAGGUUUGGAUUUCAAAAAUGUUUUGUUGGUGACACAUUUAUAGCAUAAUGGGGAAGAACAAUGGCAGGAGAGGCUCCUGGGGAAUUUCUGCCUUUCACCCCAACAGACUCUAAAGUCACCACUGCACUCAGGUGAUCUGUGAACAACAGAAUAAUUUUUUCAUUUUAGAGGUGUAUCAUUCACUGAAAUAAACACAUUCCCUUCA